AUCCCUUACAAUAUUACCAUCGAGUCAAUAAAGUCAGCUGAUCUUUCCUGAUUUCACUUCAUUUUAGUAAAGAGUAUUUGGAGCUUACUGGUUGUCUUAGAAUUUCAGACACACUGCAAAUAUGGACUUCUCCAAGCUGGCCAAGAUUCGAGAUGAGGAGCGGGAGGGACAGUUUGGAUAUGUGCACGGCGUGUCUGGACCUGUGGUGACUGCGUCCAGCAUGGCUGGGGCAGCCAUGUAUGAACUGGUGCGCGUUGGCCACAGCGAGCUGGUGGGAGAGAUCAUCCGCCUGGAGGGAGACAUGGCCACCAUUCAGGUGUACGAGGAGACAUCUGGCGUGUGUGUCGGUGACCCAGUCCUGCGGACUGGGAAGCCCCUCUCCGUUGAACUGGGACCUGGGAUCAUGGGCUCUAUUUUUGACGGCAUCCAGCGUCCACUCAAAGAUAUCAAUGAUUUGACCAAGAGCAUCUACAUCCCCCGAGGAGUCAACGUCAGUGCCCUAAGCCAUCACCUCAAAUGGGAGUUCUUGCCCUCCAAGAGUUUGCGGGUUGGCAGUCACAUAACUGGGGGUGACAUCUAUGGUUUGGUUUCUGAGAACUCUCUCAUUAAGCACAAGAUCAUGCUACCUCCCAGAAACCGCGGCACCGUCACCUACCUGGCCCCGCCUGGCAACUAUGAUGUCUCGGAUGUAGUACUGGAGCUUGAGUUUGAGGGGGUGAAGGAGAAGUUCACCAUGGUGCAAGUGUGGCCUGUCCGUCAGGUCCGACCGGUUACUGAGAAGCUGCCUGCCAACUAUCCACUUCUGACUGGCCAGAGAGUGCUGGACGCUCUUUUCCCGUGUGUGCAGGGAGGGACUACAGCCAUUCCAGGUGCUUUUGGCUGUGGCAAAACCGUCAUAUCUCAGUCCUUGUCCAAAUACUCCAACAGUGAUGUCAUCAUCUACGUGGGCUGCGGAGAGCGUGGUAAUGAGAUGUCAGAAGUGCUGCGAGACUUCCCUGAGCUAACCAUGGAGGUGGAUGGUAAGGUGGAAAGCAUCAUGAAGAGAACAUCUCUGGUAGCCAACACCUCUAACAUGCCUGUAGCGGCUAGAGAGGCCUCCAUUUAUACAGGAAUCACUUUGUCCGAGUAUUUUAGAGACAUGGGUUAUAAUGUGAGCAUGAUGGCUGACUCCACCUCUCGAUGGGCAGAAGCUCUCAGGGAGAUAUCUGGACGUCUGGCUGAGAUGCCUGCUGAUAGUGGUUAUCCUGCCUAUCUGGGUGCUAGAUUGGCCUCCUUUUAUGAGCGUGCUGGCCGGGUGAAAUGCCUUGGUAACCCUGAGAGAGAAGGCAGUGUCAGCAUAGUGGGCGCUGUCUCACCCCCUGGUGGAGAUUUCUCAGACCCUGUGACGUCUGCUACUCUAGGUAUUGUACAGGUGUUCUGGGGUCUCGAUAAGAAAUUGGCGCAGAGGAAGCAUUUCCCCUCAGUAAACUGGCUGAUCAGCUACAGCAAGUACACACGUGCGUUAGAUGAGUACUAUGACAAGCACUUCCCUGAGUUUGUGCCUCUGCGCACAAAAGCAAAGGAGAUCCUACAGGAGGAAGAGGACCUGGCUGAGAUUGUCCAGCUUGUAGGAAAGGCAUCGCUGGCUGAGACGGAUAAGAUCACACUAGAAGUUGCCAAAUUGAUCAAGGAUGAUUUCCUGCAGCAGAACGGUUACACACCUUAUGACAGGUUUUGUCCCUUCUACAAGACUGUGGGUAUCCUGUCCAACAUGAUCGCCUUCUACGACAUGGCGCGCCACGCGGUGGAGACAACCGCACAGAGCGACAACAGGAUCACCUGGUCCAUCAUCCGUGAGCAUAUGGGAGAGAUCCUGUACAAGAUCAGCUCCAUGAAGUUUAAGGACCCUGUGAAAGACGGAGAGGCUAAGAUUAAAGCUGACUAUGCCCAGCUGCACGAGGACAUGCAGAACGCCUUCCGCACGCUGGAGGACUGAGGUCCCUUCCUAGGGCCAGUCGUGCGGCAGGUGAAUGCACCGCUCUGCUGCGGUCCUCUCCACCUGCCUGCAGUGACCUAUGCUGUAGCCACGCAUUCCGCUGCUUCGCUUUCCCUCCUUCUUAUGUAACUAUGUUGUGGUCUGAGGUGUCUUGGCAUUCAUGCAUGUGAGCCAUUUUUAUUCAGUGGUUGUUGCGUGUGUGGUGCGCGCGUGUGUGGUGCGCGCGCGCGUGCGUGUGUGUGUGUGCGUGUGUGUGAUGUAUUUUCAUACCUACUAACCUCUGCCUCAUUCUUCGGUGUAUUUUUGAGAUUGUCCAGUAUCUAGUUGUAGAUUUCAUACAUUCAUUUGGUGUAAUUAUUGUGCCAAUUUUGUCUGUGUACAGAAGAUUUGGGAGCCAUAAUAACUUCAACUGAUAUUUAUUGCAAACAUAUAUUGUACUUAACUGCAUUGUUUGUUUUUGUUUUACUGUUUUAAGCUGUAUUAUUAUCCAGUACAGCCAUUGUAUGAUUGGGGCAUUGCGGUUCUCUUUUGCACUGCUCAUGUGACCGUGUUUAAGUCCUGAAAUAGUAAAAUUAUGACACAUACAGGUUUUUAUUUUUAUGUAUUUAUUUUUUGUAACGUACCCAAGUGAGAACUACAUUAGUGAUGUAGGAUAUGUGAAGCUGACAGUGCUGAUCCUGUUCGGUAUAUGUGAUUUUGAGAUUCUCUUUGUCAAAUAUAUUGACUGAUUUCCUGAUUACA
Electrophorus electricus (electric eel) is the source of this 2716-nucleotide messenger RNA. It is a transcript of the gene atp6v1ab, whose product is annotated as ATPase H+ transporting V1 subunit Ab. Gene Ontology annotation, molecular function: ATP hydrolysis activity; proton-transporting ATPase activity, rotational mechanism; ATP binding. The record is from RefSeq and is a predicted model, not a curated record. Gene Ontology annotation, cellular component: lysosomal membrane; proton-transporting V-type ATPase, V1 domain. Lineage: Eukaryota; Metazoa; Chordata; Actinopteri; Gymnotiformes; Gymnotidae. Gene Ontology annotation, biological process: proton transmembrane transport; ATP metabolic process.